AUUAUUCCGAUGCAACAAAAGUUACAAAGCGAGCGUAAUGCGUGGAUUGUAACUAUUUUACCGUUUUGCACCUGCUUUAACGGACGCCGCGUCGACAUAGUGCAGAUUCGUGACAAAAUAACGUGUGGAUCCGCGUCGCUUUGCUCCCUCUCUAUCGGCUGAGUGGGAUACUUGAACAUUUGCUUAUCGUAAUGGAGAUAGAGGAGGUUUGUACUCAAGGUCAUUGAGUGUUUUAAGGCGAUAUUUGUUAUUUACGCACACAUCCGCGCACGCACAUUAACACAUCGCGCUAUCUUCACGUUCUAGCGCAGCCACAGUCCACUGUGGGUGAUUUGUUAUUACGCGGUGCAGCGAGCCUUUACCCGAGCACCUUCUCUGGAGUUAUAUUUAUCCGCUUUUUGACACUGCGAGCUCUCUCUGACAACAUGGAUGGCAAAGUGAAGCAGGGCAGGAGAUGCCGGUCCAAGCGGGAGAGGGUGCGUAGGUUACGGGAGGCAGGAAGCAGAGACGCCCGCAGCCCCGACCCCAACUCCUCCUGCUCCGACAGGGAGGGACACAGUCCGGGGAGGGACGCCGCCUCCCUGCCCGGUAAAAAGGCGCCGCACCCCGCAGCCGCCGCCAGAGCCCCGCGUCCCCCCCGCCGGAAGAGACGCGAGUCCAGCUCGCAGGAGGAGGAUAUCAUUGAUGGAUUUGCUAUCACCAGUUUCAUCAGCCUGGACCGUCUGGAGAAGAAGACGGCUGCUGUGAAGACGCAGGAGAAGAAGGAGCGGUGGAAGGAGAAAAAGGUGGCAAAGCGGCAGAAGGAAGACGGGGAAGUGGCUGAGGAGGAGGAGAAUGUACAACCGGUGGUGGAUCCUCUGGAGAACGGCUUCCUUCAUCACGCCCAGCGGGAGCAGGAGAGGAUGAACGAGCGGCUGCUGAAGAAGACGUACUCAAAGAAGAACAAAAUGAUCAAACCUCUGGCUCUACGUCCAGUCAAAGUCAGCGAGGACGAGACAGUGCAGGAGCUCAACCGACCGCACAGGAGCAAUUCUAAGGAGCAGCUCAGCGAGAGUUCCACUCACUCGCUGUCAGGCCGCGGCUACUCGGUGCAGCCAGCAGCAGUGGCCCUUCUCAAGUGUGACAGCGAGAGUGACAUUGACGACAAGGUGUCUGAUGUAGGAUCAGAGAAGCUCUUCUCCCCCACCACACCCAAAGGUGUGCCAACGAAUGAGAGUCCAGAGUCUAAGACUUGUACCUCGGCCAAAGUUUCAGGUCUCCAGCGCAGCCAGGAGCAGAGCAACAGUGAGGUGCUCUUCACACCUCCCGUGCCCAGCCCCACCCCGGCGUCUGCGCCCACGGGCUCCCCUGCCCCGGCUGCAGCGGCGGCCCCCCUCGAGCCCCCUAGGUCACGCCUCCCCAGCCCCACUCCUCUCAGUGUCAAGAAGGAGCAGCAACCUCCGCCCCCUAUCCCCACCCCUACCCUGCUGAGGGCACAACCCCACCCCCAGCCCCACCCUCCCCACCCGCACGUUCACCAGGAGCCGCGUGUUCUUCCGCCCCCGCAGCACCACGCACGGCCUGUAAUCAGCCACCAGGUGCACCACCCAUUGUACAGCAGCCUCCACGACAUCAGCCACAGCAGCAGUCCGGUGGGUCUUCCCAAGCAGCACUUGCCCCCCUCCCCUCACCAUCACCUCAGUGGGCUCCCUUCCUCAGCCCCCGCCUUGCCUCUGUCCAUAGCUAACCUCUCUACCUCGCACUAUUCCUCCCUACGGAGCCCGGCCCAUCGCCAUUCGGCCAUGUUUGCAACCCCAGCCACACUGCCGCCACCACCGACCUUACCGACCAACAGUUUAGUGGUGCCUGGGCACCCCGCCGGCACCCCCUACCCAGAGCAUGACCUCCUGAGGCAGGAGCUGAACAACCGCUUCCUGGUUCAGAGUUCAGAGCGGGGCCGGGGGCCGUCCGCCUCCCCGCUGGCCCCUGUGUCGCUCCUGAGGGCCGAGUUUCACCAACACCAGCACAUGCACCAGCACCAACACACCCACCAGCACACCUUCACGCCCUUCCCCGCCAGUCUGCCCCCGGCCGCCAUCCUCACCCCGCCCACCGCACCCCCCAUGGUGCGUACCCAAGCCAGAAAUUUCGACAAAUACACCCCCAAACUGGACAAUCCAUUCAUCAGGCAUUCAAAUUUCUUCCCCUCCUAUCCCCCCACCAUGCCAGGCAUGCCCCCGCUGCUCCCACACUCAGGACCCUUCAGCUCGCUGCAAGGAGCCUUCCAGCCCAAGGCUUCUAAUCCUAUCGACGUAGCAGCUCGUCCUGGGGCAGUACCUCACACACUCCUACAGAAAGAUCCAAGGAUAACAGAUCCGUUCAGGACAUCAGUUAGGAAACCUGGCAAGUGGUGCGCAGUGCAUGUCCAGAUCGCAUGGCAGAUCUACCACCACCAGCAGAAAAUGAAGCAAAUGCAGCUGGAUCCUCACAAACUUGACAUGAAUGGGAAGCUGGACCUUUUCAGUCGACCCCCAGCUCCUGGAGUCUUUCCCGGGUUCCCUUACCCCCAUGACCUGGCAAGACCCCUCUUCUCUUCCACAGGCUCCGGUCACCCAGCUCCCUCUCCGUAUGGCCCUGCCCCCCAUCCCAGCGGCUUCCUGCCUCCUAGCCAUUUGGCAGGUAAGUAUCCUUUCAGUCGCUCCAGUUCCUUUGGCGGCCUCGGCAACCUUUCAAGCAGUGCCUUCGGAGGAUUAGGCAACCCCUCGCUUGGGUCCAACAAUAUGUUUGGCACCAAGGAGGGGCCAGGAGGACUGCCCACGUUUGGCAGCCCCCACCACGACACCUGGAACAGACUUCGACGCACCCCGCCGUCUUUCCCCACCCCACCACAGUGGCCCAAAACCGCAGAUGCCGAGAGGAGCAGCUCAGCAAACAGCCAUGAGAGAGAGCGGGAGAGGGAACGAGAAAGAGAGAGAGAACGGGAGAGAGAACGAGAGAAAAGAGACUCGUCCGUCGGGAAGGAGGAGAAGGAUAAAGACAGGGAUUCUGUGGAUCGAAACCGUCACUCCAACCGUUCAUCUCCGGCCUCUGCACCUGUCAGCUACCAGAUCAGCAGCCUGAUUCGCUCUAACAGCCAGAACUCCAACGACUCGGGUCGACAUCACAGUGGCAGCGUGGAUCGGGUCCGAGAGGCAGAGAAGGAGCUGCUGGAGCGCCACAGAGAGUCAUCCACGCUGGCCGACGUGAAGGUGAAGGAGAGCCGCUCCCCUAGCAAAGAGAUGUUAGAGAGGAGAUCUUCAGAAGACUCCAUCAAACCCAUCCAGCGCUCUCCCUCUCCGUACUCAAAGGUGGUGCUCAAUGAGCAGGGACUGAAGAUGGCAGGCGGGCCCCCACCUACAUUCAAGGACGGUGAAAGGAAAGAGUCCCAGUCUGUGGAGCUCGUCCACAAGGUGAAAAACGACAUGAAGAUUAAGGAGGAGAGGAAGGAAGAGCAGGAGGUCAUGGUGGUGAGUUCUGAGCCUGCCCCACAGCCACCAGCCCAGGGUCUUCCUGUUCCCAUCAGCCAACCUGGAAACCCACACCAUCAUCACCCACCUUUGUCCCAGCACCAUCUUCCUUCACCACGUGGAAGUGACAUCCCAGCACCGGGCCUGCAUGGCGUCCCAAUGGCUCACUCCCUCCCCCUCUCUAUGAGUGCCAUGCCUCAGAUGGGCAGCCUCAACGUGCUGGACCGGGCUCGUAUGGCUCCUUUCAUGGGAGUGAGUCCUCUGGCAGGAAGGGAGCGCCUGCCCCACCCGGCCUUCCCAUGGGACCCUCUCAGAGAGGCAUACCGCAGCCUGGACUUGCAGCGGCGCAUGGACAUCCAGCUCAGGGCGGAGCAGGGACACCGCUUCCCGACCAUGUACGAGCAGGAGCGAGCGUACAGAGAGAGGGAGGCGCAUGACUACUCGCACCACGAACACCUGCUGGAGGUACGCAGGGAGCACGAAAGGAUGAGACAGCAGGCGGAGGAGAGAGAGCGCCUCCACCUAAGAGAGGAGCUGGACAGAGCACGCCUCCAUCAGCUUCAUCAGUCCCCCAUGGAAGGCCAUCUACCCCACAUGCCCCCCUUUAUGCCCCACCUAGGGGGCAUGCCCUACCCCAGACUCAGCCCCUCCACAGGACAUAACGGCCCCCUGAACAGAACGCCACCCACAGCUGCACUCAGUGCGCCCCCGCCCCUCGUGCCAGCUGGCAGUGCCAGGCCAGCCUCACCCAGGAGGACUACCCCCCUCACUACCACCCAGGACCCAAGAGACUACUCCCCAUCCCGCAACCCCAAAGAGGUGGAGGCUCGGUAGCUUCACAGAAAAGUGCACAAAAUCUCCUAAAGGCACUCUCCCCUAAUCUGAACUCCUGUUCUGAACAAAAUGCACUGCUCCUGCUCACUUGAGAGGGGCAAAGCUAUGGAGUCAUUUUUGUUUCAGAACUCAAGAGCGCAUUUUGAAGUUUUGAGAGCAUGACUUAUUGAUUCUGGGCUCAGAUUUCUCUUCAAACUUUCCAUUAACCCCCUUGCGCUUAGAUUUUCUCUGUGCUCAAAAUGUCUGCUUGCUCUCAAAUCUUGAAAGCUUGCUCAAAUUUCCGGCACUUGUGCUCAAACCAUUCUCCUCUCGUUCAGGCUGCUUUGCCUGCUUGUGAAACUGCUAGUCUCUGAUUUUUCUCUGUGCACACGUACGAAACAUUCUCUUUGGCACUCAAAACUUUAUCCGUGGGCUUGAAAUGUAUUUCUGCUUUGGAUCUUUUUUGAUAAACCAACUAAUAAAGCUUACAGUGCCCAUGGCUCUGGUCCCAGAAGUAAAAUUAACCAUUUAAAUCCCAAAUAUACAUUUAGCAAAAUGAUUAUUUUAAUGCACAAACCAAGUUAAACAACUACCUGAAUAGACAUGGCGAUGAAAAAGCAUUCGACAAUGCUUAUCCCACAAUCUAUUGUGAUUCCUUUUAAUCAUUUUUCAUCGAUUCACACAGGUAGCUCAUGGUAAGUCUACCUCAGAUACUUCUAACAAAAUGGCUAAUAGUUUUGGCUAAAUGAAUGGGAAUUUUACUUCCUGCACCACACUGUUUAGCCCUAUAGGAAACAGGUACAGGGUCGACCAGACAUGCUUGCUCUGCCUGUUAAUGGCGUGCUGUUUCGCCGGAGAAAUUUGCUUUGAUCUCACUCAAGGUCGCUCAUAAGGGGGGAUAAAGGAGAGCUUUCUAGGGCAUAACCAAACUGGGGCCAUUAAAGGUCAGCAAAAUCAUGGCCCAUCGCAAAGUUAAACUGUGAUGAUAUUUUAUUUUUAACCUGAAUAAUACCCACUCUUAUAAAAGCAAUACAACGUGAUUUAAAAAAUACUGUUGUACAAAUAAAGCCUUUUUAAAAAAUAUAAACACCUUUUCCUAAAACAAAAUUACCCUUUUUUGGUAAAGUUAACAAUAGGGAUGGGCACACUGAACUUAACCAUUUGGAAAGUAAUGUUAGACUUCAAAUCUGGGUCAUGAUGUGCACAAAUGAUAGGAUGCCAGAAAAUAAAAUGGAAAAAGCUAGGACAACUUUGAUGGAAAAUGAUUACAAAAAUGGGAAAAGAGGCAAAAUAUAGGCAAAAUAUAGGCAAAAAUGGCCAAAAAGCAGCACAAUAGGUAGAAACUGGCAAAAAUGAGUAAAAAGCAAUUAAAAUGGGCAAAAG
This is a messenger RNA of Cheilinus undulatus (humphead wrasse), 5681 nucleotides long. RefSeq names its product fibrosin-like 1 (gene fbrsl1). Bases 426 to 4319 code for a protein of 1297 amino acids. Lineage: Eukaryota; Metazoa; Chordata; Actinopteri; Labriformes; Labridae. The transcript is spliced from 20 exons. The record is from RefSeq and is a predicted model, not a curated record.